AUGCCUGUUCAUGCACAAACUGUACCGUACAAGAAAAUCGAACAACGUUUAAACAAAGUGAGAGAAGAAUAUGAAAAAGUGGAGAAGAAUUUAGAAGAAAAAGCAAAGAAGUUAAACGAUUUGAAGAGAGGAAAGGUGAAGGAAGAAUGUGAAGAGGAAAAGGAGGAUUUAGAAAGCAAAAUAUGUGUUCAUGUGUUUGACAUUCUCAUUAGUGAUGGAAACGAUGCAGAACUGUUUGAAUUGAAAAAUGUUUUAGAGGAAUAUCAAAUGGAAAAUUCUUCUUCAUUUAAGAUGCUAUUAGCUUUUAAUGAAGCUUAUACAUUGAUUGAUCACAAUUAUUCUGAUGAAAGGAUAAUUCUAUUACAUGAGAAAAGCAUUACAGCAAUUUUCACAUGA
Molecule: messenger RNA, 396 nt
Organism: Funneliformis mosseae
Lineage: Eukaryota; Fungi; Glomeromycota; Glomeromycetes; Glomerales; Glomeraceae
Source: the annotation of a GenBank genome assembly